Messenger RNA from Linum trigynum, 5586 nucleotides. The record is from the annotation of a GenBank genome assembly. NCBI's taxonomy places the organism in Eukaryota, Viridiplantae, Streptophyta, Magnoliopsida, Malpighiales, Linaceae.
UGCCUGGAAGCACCAACCGAUAAUAACUACUGUUAAUAUACCUACCACCGUGAAAUCCUACCAAAUUACAGCUCUGUACUUUCUUUCUCUUCAAUCUGUAUAAACCAAUCGUCCCCAUUAUUACGAUUCUUAUCCUUCUCGACAGCAAACACACUGAUUGGUCCACUCUUACUCCUUUUUUGUGGAAGCUACAUGACAUUUUGCAUCAUUGCACAUUAAUUCAAACAACCAUUCCUUGCUGCAAUUUAUGGGUUGGGGUAAUAUCACUUCAGUCAUAAUACAGAUUAACAUGAAAUGAAAGAAAUGACCAUUAUAAUAGCCUUGUAAAAUUCAGAGUACCAAUGGCGAUUCCUCUCUUCUCCUCAGUGGCUUCGGCAAUAAAAUGAGAUUGAUGACUAUCUCUACCAACGUAUUUAAUAUGAUCAUUGUAUGACCUUUUGUAUAAUCCAUUUCUGUCUUACCCAUUUUCGCAUCACAACUCCAAAAGCUAACUUGUUGGGGUUCUCUUCUAGGUAAACAACUUGUAUCAACAUCGUGCAUGAAAACAAAAAUUGCUUUGGUUGAGAUACUAUCAGGAUCUUAUGAUGCGGUGAAGAAGGCUAUAUUGUUUCCCAGGCAUUGUCAACCCCCAAUCAAUUUGAUGUGGGUCAUUGCUCUCUUACCAUCUAAAUUAAAUAGGAAGCUCAGGUUGGCCUCUUUUAUAGCUUCACUUGACAAUUUCUUAGAGGAGAUAAAAUCACGAUUCACAAUUCUAGAACAACCACCUCAUAUAAUACAAUCUUAUGGAAACAACACUAAUGAAGCACCCAAAUUACAAUUCCGUACAUGUUUCCUAUGAGGGUGUGCAUAUGCAAAUUAGGAAAAAUAUAAUGCUUAAGGAGAGAGCUUACUUGGCACCCGACUUUGAUGAGCAAAAAUCACGUCAAUAAAUUCCAGGUGGAGAUGUCCAAUCGAUCGGGUCUAGACAUGCGUAUAUAUCAGCAUGCUAUACUAAAAAUACAAAGAGUUCGGUUUGUCCUUCCCAUGACAACAUAUUCUCACCAUAUAUUUAUUCCUUGCAGAGAGAAGGGUAUCAAACCAUCUUGUAUCUGCUCCAAUUAUGGCUAUCACUCGUUUUUUUAUAUUGUAGUAAUUAGAACCCCACUUUUAAAUCUGAAAGCAAGUGACACUGCCACAAAACAUCAUAUUGUAAAAACUUAUCUACAAUCAUGAGGUUAUUUCACUCAAAAGAAACCAUGUUUUAUAUGUUGAAGAUCAGCAUUAUAGGUUGAAUAGUUUAAUUCGAAAAUGAUCUCAACUCUUACAUAUAAAUUUUGUGUAAAAGUGGUAUGAUUGAAGCUAUUCCCUAUGUUAACACUAAUUAGAAUAGUCUUUGUUUACUAAAACUAACCACAAAAAUAUUUCAAAUCAGAAAAUGAUGAUACUGAACAGGAGUAUCAUAACAAAAGCAACAAAAAAGUACACUAUUUAUCUUUAAUCAUCUCAAAAGUCAACCUAGAAGAUCAACCAAAUGAACUGAUGUUAAGAGAUCACACAUUACUCUCAAAGAAACUAAAUAACCCAUCAGUUAGCUCUCCAAGCAAGAACACUCAACCUUUCGAUAUUUACCCCUCCGAAAAUUGCUUUGCGUAACAGUAUAGGUGGAGGAGGUUAGGCGGUUGUCGAGUCCGAUGGGAAGGUUUGGAGAGACGACAAUGGUUGAACGUUUAGUAGAUCGGGAGCCCGGAACACUGUUUAUUUUUAAUCAACUCAAAAGUCAACCUAGAAGAUCAACCAAAUGAACUGAUGUUAAGAGAUCACACAUUUCUGUCAAAGAAGCUAAACAAUCCACCAGUCAGCUCUCUAAGAACACUCAAACUUUCUAUAUUUACCCCUCCGAAAAUUUCUUUGCGUAACAAUAUAGGUUGAGGAGGUCAGGCGGCUGUCGAGUCCGGUGGGAAGGUUUGGAGAGACGGCGAUGGUUGAGCGUUUAGUAGGUCAGGACACCAUUUAGACCCAUUUACAUUAGUUGCGCAUUUUCAAUCUGCAUUCAAAAUGUUGUUGCUUUAUGAUAGUUAUAUUAUUUAAGUCUAUGUCAAGAUUUCUGCAUCGCUUCUACACAUUCAAUACUGCAAUUCGACGUGCAAUAUUUGCACCAAUGACAUUAGAAACAAAUUUGUUUAGUGUAACUGAUUAUGUUUCUUGUCUUUUCUCAAAGAGAUCAAGAUUCAAAUCCAAUCACCAAUGUACUUUUCCUGUAAAUAAGAAAAUAAUAAAUGACUGUGAAGACAAAUCUACCCUUUCUAAUUUUCUAUGGAUGCAAAGAUUUUCUAAUGGGGGAAACACCUUUUCAUUUAACUAUUAUAUUAGGUUUAGCGAAAUUAACCUGGGUGGUUGAGCGUUUAGUGGGUCAGAUACUAUUUAGGCCCGUUUACAUUAGUAGCGCAUUUUCCAUCCGCGUUGGGAAAACCAACAACACUCAAUAUUUCCAUAUUUACCGAUCUAAAUUGCUCUAGUGUAACAAUAGAGGCAGAGAAGGUUAGCCGACUGUUGAGUCUGAUGGGAAGUUUGGAGAGACGACGAUGGUUGAGCGUUUAGUGGAUCGGGACACUAUUUGGCCUCGUUUACAUUAGUAGUGUCUUUUCCAUCCGUGUUCGGCAAACCAACAUCUCUUAAACUUUCCAUAUUAACCCCUCUCUUAAAGACACAUGUGCCCCAUAUUCACUCAAAAGUUCUGUGUUUAAAAAUAUUGUUACUUUAUGGUAGUUAUACCAAUUAAGUUUAUGUUAAGAAGUCUACAUCGCUUCUACACAUUCAAGAGUGCAAUUCGGUAUUCAAUAUUUGAAUCAAUGACAUUUCAGUUGCUAACCAUGAUGGAAAAGUCCUGUGAUUUUUUAGAUUUAAGCUUCCUGUAUGUUCUUUUUUGAAAAAGGUCACACAAAUGUGUUUAUUGUAACUGGUUAUGUUUCUUAUCUUUGUUCGAAGAGACCACGGUUCAAAUCUCAUUACUGAUGUAUUUUUUCUGUAAAUACAAGUUAAUAAAUAACUGUGAAGAUGAAUCUACCCUUCCUACUUUCACUCUAGAUGCAGGAAAUUUGAAAUGGGGUUUCAAGUUUUCUCAUUUGGCUUUUAUUUAUUGUGUAGACGUAUACUUGAUACUACCGUUGUAAAUAGGGCUGGCUAUUUGGUCCGGAUUUUUUGGUUUUACCCGAGACCGGACCGGGACCGGAUAGUAAACAACCCAAUCCAAUCUUUGGGCUUGGAUUUGAGGUAAAAAAACCGUUCGGGACCGGAUCGAAAACUGGAUAAAGACCGGAUAAGAGAGCUCAACACCCAAAACUUAAGGGUAAUUUGCAUAAACAGCCACAAACCUUUGCACUUAGUACAAAACUUAACCAACUCCUCACCCUUUCAGGCCUUAGGCCACUCAAAUCCCCACAUGAUCAAUAUAAAUCAAGACUGAAUUGGGACCGGACCGGGUCAAGACUGGACCUGACCAAGACCGGACUGUAUCCAAUCCAAUCCUUGGUCCUUAUAUUUUCAAAAAGACCGGACUGGACCGGAUCAAUUUGGACCAAUUUAACCGGACCGGACCGUAUAGUCACCCCUAGUUGUAAACGAACCAAACCGCUCAGUAGCAGCUCGACGUUCAACUAAGAAAAAAACCCAUCGACACUCAACUCGUCAACAAGCUAAUUUAUUAAAACGAGUCGAGUUUGAGUUAGUUGUUGAUCAGCUCACUAGCUCAAUAAACCUCACAUUCAAAACAAAUAUAUCAAACAAACAAGUUACGAGUCAAAGUUGUACAAGAGCCAUAUAUGACAGAAGAAUGAAUAUUAGCAUGACUAAACCUGACGUAAGACCAUAAUGGCCAUUAGUUGCUACAGCAACUAAUUGUGGAGAACAACAACAACGAUGGAAGAAUAGACCAAUUAUCUGCUACUGUGUCACUACAAUGGCCAUUAAUUACUUGCUCAACAUUCAUGUUCUUCAACUCUAUAUGUAUAUAAAACUAUAUAUAUAUAUUCCUCCUAUUUACUGAAAUCCAUUGCCUUUCCUAGUGGGAUGCCAUUGCCAAUCUCAAGCUGUCCGAUCACUUCCCUAGCUAUUAUACUUAGCCUGGUCGCCUCAAGCUACCUGUAAAAGGGCCAGAUUUCCCCAUAUUCAUAACCCUGCCAGAAACCCGACCCAAUUCCCAAAUCCUCCCAUCUCUUUCUCUUCGGCCUUCGCUUCUACCAAAAACCCUAGGCUAGCAGUAGCAGCGAAAUCGAAAAGGGAAGAAGAACAGCGGUCAGCCGAGCCCGAGCGCCCGAUCGGCGAUCUCUCCCAGACACCGGCCACCGCGACUCGUCGCUUCCAGAUGGCGGAGGCUCGACCUGCGACAGCCGCCGGAAGCAGUUCCCAUUCUCGAAUCGACGAUCGAGCGGAAGUCCAAGCGACGGAAGAACCUCCUUCACCCAAAAAGCAAAAGACCCAAGGCCGACCUGAUCAGCGUGAUGUGGUAGAGCCGUCGCCGUAUGCGCUUAUAAAUCCGGCGUCAGGAGAAGAGAAGCUAGCGGCCGAUCCUAUGGUGGAGGAGGAGGAGGACGAGGAGGAGGACGACGACGAGUUGCCUGUAUCAUUGGAUGAACACGGUCGCAAUCGCAACAGCAAAUUUUAUGAACAAUUGGUGGCAUGUUCGGUGAUUAACCGAGACCCGGAAGAACCAACGUGGUGGUUUGACUCCGAUGAUGAGACCGCAGAAGAACGGGAAAUCACGAGAAAGGAAACCGCUAUGAUUGCCAAAGAAGCCUUGAACUCUUACAACGAGAAGAACAAGGGUGUCAAGUAUGUGCUCGAUGAACCCAAGCGUAGCAGGAACACGCUGUUUCACCUUGCAAUUGUCACCCACUUCAACUUCACGGCCAGGGAGGAGAACAACCCUUCUUCCUCCCCCCACCGGUUUUUCGCAGAGACUGUAAGAUACUAUGGUGGACGUUUGGAAGUUCCGAAUUGCAUCGACAUGGAGAGUUUUGCACCUGGUAGUGAUCAACUCCACAAAGCCUGCAUCUAUUGUCCGGAGGAAAUCGAGCAUCCACCCGAGGAAAAUUGCAUGUACGGCAAGAACACGGUCGAUGAUUGGAAAAAGUUCGAGUACGAAACUGCUGCUCCUUUUCUCACGAGAAAGGAUUGAAGCACGUUGUUGGGAAGGAAUGAGCCUCUUCAGUAUUCAGGCUCUAUAGGCUACAAUAUUGUCUAGUAUUUGAUUCUCCUCAAACUUAAGACUAUCUGUUCUUUCAUUUUACUGUCUAAAGUUGUUACGUACUCUAGCUACUCAGAAUCAGCAGUUCGCCUUGCUCUAUUAGGGUGCGUUUGUUUGGAUACAAUGAUUUGAAUUUGGUAUUUGUGAUUUGGAUUUCCAAAUACCAAAUCAUGUGUUUGGAUAUUAAUUACAUUUGGUAUUUGGAUUUGUGUCAAAUUCAUGGGGUGAUUUCCAAAUACAUGUCUAGUGUAUUUUUUGUCAACUUCAAAUACAUUUCAACUAGUGAUUUGAAAUACCUCCUAACAAUGAAUUUGAAUUACAUGUAUUUCAAAUGCUAAUAUUUCAAAUACAUCCAUUUCAAAUGC